GCUGUGGGAGGAGACGGAGUGAUGCGCAAACACGCGCAGCAAUGAGUCUCUACAUCUCCAGGACUGUGUGAGACACCAAAAUGAAAUGUAUUUAUUAUCUACCGGCUGUUCCUUCGCUUGUUUCUCCUCUCUGGCUGAGAUGCCCGCAUGUUUUAGGGAUUUAUGCGGAAUAACAAGUCUCUGUGCCAAUAUGCCCUGUUGGACGUUGGUAUUAUUCAUUCAAGAGUCCUAUGGAAUAUAGUCUGCUUUAUCACCCUUCGCAACAGGUGAAAAAUAAACUUUUUGUCUUCUGCAUCAUGCUGUCACUCUGGGUGUACAUGCUGUACUGCUGCGUGGGUUACUGCUCUACGAUACCCACUUUCAUGUUGGAAGAAAGGAGCAGGAGGAUACAGGCACCCAGACCUCUCCAAAACCAAGAGAUGUUCGUCAAAACCCAAUCCAGGGGUUUGUUAAAUAACGAGAGCGAUUCGGACAGCAGAGGAGAUGGCUGGGAGGAAAAUAAAGGCGAGAUGACAUACGACGAAGACUCAGUGACAGGUGCCCUGAACGGGACCGAGAGCAAAAAGUUGCCCCAAGCGAUUAUUAUAGGGGUGAAGAAGGGAGGCACGCGGGCGCUGCUGGAGUUUCUGCGCCUUCAUCCGGAUAUACGCGCGGUCGGAGCAGAGCCGCACUUUUUUGAUCGCAACUACGAGAAAGGACUCGAGUGGUACAGGGACCUAAUGCCGAAGACAUCGGAGGGUCAGCUGACCAUGGAGAAGACACCGAGCUACUUUGUAACCAAGGAGGUGCCGGGCCGGAUCCACGCCAUGUCCAAGGACACCAAGCUGAUAGUUGUGGUGAGAGACCCCGUAACCCGGGCGAUUUCAGACUACACGCAGACUCGCUCAAAGAAACCCGACAUCCCUUCAUUUGAGAGCUUGACUUUUAAGAACAUCACAGCAAAUCUAAUAGACACCUCAUGGAGCGCCGUCCAGAUCGGCAUGUAUGCUAGACAUCUGGAACGGUGGCUGCAGUUUUUCCCUCUGGAUCAGCUCUUGUUUGUGAGCGGGGAGCGUUUGAUCGUCGACCCCGCCGGCGAGAUGGCCCGCGUCCAGCACUUUCUGGGUUUGAGGAGGGUGGUCACGCACAAACACUUCCACUUUAACCCCGCCAAGGGCUUUCCCUGCCUGAAAAGACCCGAGAGCAACAGCAAGCCACACUGUUUGGGCAAAACAAAAGGCCGCACACACCCGAACAUUGAUCUGGAUGUGAUUCAAAGACUGAGAGACUUCUACAGGCCUUUUAAUAAAAAGUUUUACCGUAUGACUGGCCAUGAUUUUGGCUGGGACUAGGAUUUUAUUGGAGAACACUUUUUUAGGAGAUAAUUAAUUGUAUAAAGUAUAGAAGUCUAUUUUAUAAUAAUUUAUUUGAAAGUAAUAUACUUACUGGGGCUGCCUAUCAAAUGUUGUACAUAUUGUAAGUUUCUACCUUUUACAUUUCACAGUCGAAUCUGUAAGCUUGAUAAUUUUGUAUUUUGCAUGGCACAGGAAUAAGGGAUGUGUUUUACGAAAAAGCACAAUGAAACUAAUUACGGGUAUACUGAUUCAUUACAUCAUUACAUACAUCCAAUAGGCCCUAUUUUUAGAUUAAUAAACAUUCCCAGACGGAAUCCGGGCCGGAUCUGCACCAGAUUCACGCCGAAGUCGGCAGCUCCCAUAUGGAUCCAGUGCAGGGGUGCGUUUCCCAAACAACGACGUAACUCGUUGCUGAACGACCAUAGUACGAUGCAUCGUUGGAGAAACGAACUACCUUGUCAAGACUGUUUCCCGAAAGUAUGGUAACUUUGUCGCACAUUUGUCGUUUGAACGAUGUUGGUUUAACAACAUAGUUGAUGGUGUCACGUGGGAGGUGAAGUACUAAUUAAUCUGUGCAAAUCGAUUUAAUGUCAGAUUAUUGCUGUAAAUAACAUAUAUAGCAUCCGAAGACUGAUUUUGUUAUCGUGAUUUUGUUAUCUGUUGUUUAUUUUCAAGAUAUUAAUUCACGCGCAAGUUCACUCCUACGUCACUCCUCCCAGGGAUUCCCCAGGGUCUUAAAGCUCGUAGGUCUGCGCACAUGCGCAGUUUUUAAAAGCAGCUCUUUCAUUCUGUUUACAAAUUUAAAUACGUAAAUAAAAUUUUAAUAUAUUUAGAAUGAUGGAUUGUACUACAUGUUUUUUGCUUAUUUUGUUCAAAAGCAUGAUCAACGUAAGUCUACAUAUGAUAAUAACAAGGAACGAUGCUUCUAACGACAGGUCAAGAGCUGUCAUUCCAACGACACAAGUUAACGAUGCAGUUUGCGAAUGUUCGUUUGAACGAUGGUUUCGGGAAACACCAAAUCGUUAAACGAUGUUAGUAACGAUGGAACUUAGGAUGUUCAUUGGCUAACGAUGCUUUUGGGAAACGCACCCCAGAUCCGGCCCGCAGUCGUCUGCUUUUUGGAUUGUGUAGCGAGAUUUUACAACAUGCAACCACAUCAUCUUUUUCACUGCCAGAUCUUUUUAACGGGACAGUAUUUUGUUUCAGCUUCUGAUGGAUCAGUAAACAACAAGCUAACACGUCGAUGAUGGCAGAAAAUGCUCUGGCAUUGAUCUUUAUGACACAAGCAGUACUUUAAACAUCAUUAAAAGCAAUAUAAUGCUAUUCUUCAAGAUCUUACUGAAGGUUCAAAUGUUGCAGGAAUUACAUCUGUAUUACAGCAGUGCCUAAACCUCUGAAAAACCUCUAUGAGCAUCGCUUUUGUUAUAUGAGAAGAUAGAAAUAGAGCAUAUGCAUUCAUGUCCCUUUGCAGUUACACAAACAUCUCUCUUUCAUACUAAAUGUAGGACUUUUAUAAAACAUGAGUUUUGUAAUCUGAAGGCCUUUUUUAGUAUGAAAAUGAUCUGUGAUGGUCUUCGUCUGCCUACAUCAAUUCAUUACAUCCGUUUUUACAUGAAUUACAAAAAACUAAAAAAAAUUGUCGUCAUUGUUUUACAACAAUGGUUGAGUUUUAUUCAACCCUUAUGUACUUUCAAAUGCUGGUGUUUUGUAUGGCACAAAUGUCUGCCAUAUGUUUUUAUAAUGGGAUAAAGUGAGUACAAAAUGACUGGACAUGUUUCUGUUUCUAACUUCAGUGGAGCUAGACAAUAUUACUGUGCAGUGAUAAAAUAAAUCUAUUUUACCAGA
This is a messenger RNA of Paramisgurnus dabryanus, 3179 nucleotides long. RefSeq names its product heparan sulfate (glucosamine) 3-O-sulfotransferase 3B1a (gene hs3st3b1a). Lineage: Eukaryota; Metazoa; Chordata; Actinopteri; Cypriniformes; Cobitidae. The record is from RefSeq and is a predicted model, not a curated record. Gene Ontology annotation, molecular function: [heparan sulfate]-glucosamine 3-sulfotransferase activity.